AUGGUUAAGUAUCUGUCUAUGAUCUCGGCUAUUCAAUGGAAGAAGAGGAGGUCAUCAUCAAAGGAGAUGAGAAGAGCAAGAGGAGGGAGAAUGAGAAGAAUACAAAGAAGAGACGAUUUUGUGGCACCAGAGAUUACUUUUGAUCUCGUGAUCGAGAUCCUGAGUAGAUUGCCUGCUAAAUCUCUUAUGAGGUUCAGGUGUGUCUCAAAGCUCUGGUUUGGUCUGAUCCGUUCUCGAUAUUUUAGCAACCUUCAUCUUACGAAGAAGAUCUCAUCAUCUCCUCCAUGUGGAGAACCACUUCUUCUGUACGUAGAUUUCUGCACCAAGUCUGAACUGCUAUCAUUAACAUUAUCGUCUAGUAAUGCUGCUGAGUCAUCAUGGCUAGAACCAGAUUUUACUUUCCCAGGGAUGGGAGGGAUGGGAGUACACAGGACACUGAUUUUUCGCGGUUUGAUUUUAUACACUUUUUGCCAAAAAUCAUUUAUCUAUAAUCCUGCCACUAGACAAAGAUUAAACUUACCCACCAUCACCUUUGCUCAACAAGAGCGUAGUCAUAAGAAUGUCUACUACUUUUUCGGACAUGAUCCUGUUCUUGAUCAAUACAAAAUAGUCUGCAAUGUUUUUGAGAGAUGGAUAACCUCCGAGUUUUGGGUCUUCGUACUGGAACCAGGAAGUGUUUGGAAAAGAAUUGAGUAUGAUGAUCAACCUCACGCUCCUUCACGACAAGGACUCUGCAUGGACGGAGUUAUAUAUUAUCUAGCUUCCACUCCGACAUGUCCCAAUAAUGUUUACUGUUUUGACGUUAGGUCUGAAGAGAUCCGUGCGAUCCAAGCACCUCAUGCAGUAUCUCAGUUUUCUAAGUUAUUGAAUUUCAUAGAGCAUGGUGGGAAACCGACACUCUUUGAUUAUACACAUAUUAGAGAAACGGGUGUGUCGGAGUUGUGGGUCUUGGAGGAUGGUCUAGGUGGAACUUGGUCGAGGAAGUCUCUGGUUUUGAAGCCUUGUCAGAGGCAUUUAGUAGAUAACAUCAUUAUUGGUCGUAUGGUGCAUAGUACACCUCAGAACAGUGAGAUUAUCUUGGCGUUGCCUAGUCAUUCUUACCUUCUCUAUUACGAUCUUAUAAAGAAUGAUCUGAGAAAGGUUAAUAUCAUCAGAGCUACAACGCGGGAUGUGUAUAUCAGGGUUAUGGAUAUAUGUGAAAACAUCCUGCACCUGGAAGCUUGA
Messenger RNA from Eruca vesicaria subsp. sativa (arugula), 1224 nucleotides. Lineage: Eukaryota; Viridiplantae; Streptophyta; Magnoliopsida; Brassicales; Brassicaceae. The record is from the annotation of a GenBank genome assembly.